AAUAAAUUCAUUCCGAGAUCCAAUUUAGCACUCAACUAUUUCUUUGACUCUCGAAAAUAUAUGAUUGUCGGCGAGGUUGGUAGAACGUCGAUCUUGCCAAUGGCGUAUGAUUUUUGGUUGUGGAGUUUCAUGUUGGUCUGCGUAUUUGCAAGAUAUAUUUUUUUAAGAAUAUCGUCAUUAUCGUUUGGCGUAUUUGUUGCGCUUUGAAGCUUCACAGUUUUAUCAGUGUAUUAUUUUCCCCUGCUUCUAAAAAUCAUAUGGGUAUCGUUGGAGAAUCUUGUGUCAAGUGACAUUUGGUGCUUUUAUUAGCUUUAAAUGUCUUGGUGUCGGUGAAUGUAAAGAAUAUCAAAAUGAUUCCUUUCCUUUGCCGCGAAAUGUUGAAAGACAGUAGUUGAAGUGAUGCUCUUCAUCAGCCAUCAGUGGUAGUAAGGGUGAAGACUAAAAGCAUAAUGCAUCUAAAUGGAAGUGAGGAUUCUUACAGUGCUAAUUUGAAAAGGGCCAAGUAUGAUGUUAAUGAGGAAGUUAAUGAUGAAAUUGAUAGAUCAUGUAAUAACAUGGAACAAGACAGUUCCCAGAUGUUGCCACCAUUAUUAAGAUUAUCUGAUGAUGUGUUGUUAAUUUUGAUGGGUCAACUUGAUCAGCGAGAUUUGAUGAAUCUUGGCCGUACAUGUCAGCGUUUAGAUGCAGUGUCACGAGAUCAUACAUUGUGGUCUAAAGUUGAUUUAAGAUCACACAACAUAAUGUUGUGUCAGUUACGAGAUUUCAUUGAGUACUUACAUCCAACUACAAAGUUGAUUGCUUCAAGAGGAUGCUUGCAUUUAAUGAAUCCUCCAUCAAGAUGGACGCAAGCAUGUUCUCCACGUCGAGCAUUGCGUGAUUUAAGUAAAGCUUGUCCUCGGUUGGAGACUUUCAUUGCUGUUGAACACUUUUUUGAUGCUCGAUGGAAGGAAGCAGACCAGGUGUAUGUGAAGACAUGGCAGAUGAGGAUGAGGGUGAUGAUGACGAUGAUUGUGGCAGUGUUGGUUGUGGUGGUGAUGAUGGUGAUAGAAACUUUAGUAUCUGUUACAGACUUCCCUCCGUCAUUGAAAAAUUUGACUUUGAAAGCAUGUGAAAUAUAUUUUCUACCUAAAGAAAAAUCAUAUUUUCAUGGAAUAUAUAAGCAUAUGCCAAAUUUAGAGGUCCUCAUUCUUGAUGAUUGCCAGUGGUUGACAGCACAUUCUUUAAUGGCAAUUAGCAAAUGUCCUAAUUUGCGUGAGUUAAGUCUUAAAUCGUGUCGAAAUCUGGGAGAAUGUUUGGUAUACACCAGUCUUGCUGCUCGUUUUGGAUUCAAAUCUUUGAAGAUCCUUGAUGUUCGUGAAACAUCUUUAGCUGACAAUGAAAUAUCUUGCUUUAGAAAAAUUGACUCCUUGACCCAUCUUUUUUUGGCGUGCCCUCGAAAGAGAACACCAAAUGAUGUAGAUCCAGUGCAGGCCUGUUGUCAAGCUAAUGGAUAUCAUGGAAGGAGCAAUCAGGUUGCAGAUGGUGUUUGCUGUUCAUGUAAAGAUGAUAAUUCAAGAGAGAUGAUUGAUGUUUGUGAAGGAGAAUGUUCUCAUACUUCUGAGACUGAUGAAGGUGUUCCUACUCUUAAUUUGCCUAGUCCCUCUGGUAUUGUUGUAGUAAAUUUUGUUGAAACUCUGCCAGGCAUGCAUGGUAGCCACCCUGAAAUAAGGCAACUUCCUGCUUUUAUACAUGAAGACUUGCCUGAGUACCUAGAAACUGAAACUUUGAUUACGGAUCGGGGAAUAAUGCAGCUGGGUACGGGAGACAUUCAGAUUGUAUCAUCUGGUAGUGAAGAUGAUGAUGAUAAUGAUCACCCUUUAUCACAUGGGGGCAGAAAUAAGAAUUUGAGUAAUUUAAUUAUAAACAACUGCAAGGGUGUUACAGACAGUUCCUUGGCUCAUUUAGCUAAGUUAUCUAGUAUCAAAUAUUUAAAUGUGUGUGGAACAUCAGUUACUCAGUAUGGGAUACAGCAGUUUCUCUCUCACAGACCUGAUGUUAAAAUUGUUUCGGAUUUUCAACCAUGAAAUGGUUACUCUUUUGAAUUUGUUGUAUUUAUAUAAUUGAGGAGUCUUUUAUUGGAGUGAAAUAACUACUAUAUUUGUCAUUUUUUAUGUAGAAUUGAACUAUGUUUGUGAGUUAAUUCAAAAUGGAAGAUGUCACAUAUAAUGUUUGUGUAUUCAUAACUAGAAUGUGAAACACAUUUACUACAAAUGUCUUACAUCAAGAAAAUAUGUCUGGUUAGAAUCUAAAUUGCACUAAGCUCAGAAAAUGCUUCCAAAUGUGUAUCAUAAUUUUAAAGCCUUGUUAAAUAAUUGCCUAUAUUAUUUCUGGCCAUUUUUAGCCACAACUCAUUGUUCUUAAAGGAUGGUGGACUGUUAAAAUCCUUAACAGAUUUCCGGGGUUAAAUGUAUCAUCUUGUUCCAGUUUUGUUAAAUUAUCUUGAUAUAUCAGUACAGUAUUGUGAAAAUGAAGUUGAAAUAGGAAAUCAGACUGAAAGUCUAUAAUUUCUGCUUCAGGUUGUUAACAAUUCGAACAGAUGUUAUGCUGUGGUGCAUAAUCUUUUUUAACAUUCUUCCAAGAUUUUGUUUGAAAGCUUAAUAAAAGCUCAAAAGAGGAACAUUGCAGAUUAAUUUCCAUUAAAUUAUAUCAUGAACUUUAAUUUAGUGUUCUAGAUUCCUUCUAGUAAUCGAUAACCUCUGAUACAAUCUGUUUUUACUUAUCAUAUCAUUUUUUACAUAAUAUUCCAAAAAUAUCUUGUAUACCUACAUCAGGGGUUUCCAACUGGUGGAAACUGAGGUCAUUUUCUGGAGCCCAAAACACUUUUUGAAGAAAAAAAUGUUCCUUAAAAAAAUACAAAAAAUAUUAAUAGUUCUUUCAGAAAAUGUAAUUAUUUUAAUGCUAAAAAAAAGUUAACAAAGUUGAUAAAGAAUCAAUUAUCAAGAGCAAGGCAUUUAAGGAAUAACCACACCUAAAAUUCAGGUGUGCUAUUUACAAUCUGAUGCAAUCUUACAAACAAGAAAAAAGAACACAUUUGUAAACUUCUCUCCAAUGAAAAAGUCCCAAAUUUAAGAUACUUUGGGCUAAAAAUGACUUCAGUGUUUGGGAGCACGAAUUUGUGUAAAUGCAUUUUUCCUUCCAUGAAAUUUAUUAAGUCAGUUCAGAAGUUCACUUGUAGAUCCUUACUUGGUGCAUGGGAUUUGAGAUUGGGAGCAACAGAACUGAAGGUGGAUUUUUAAUCAUUAGUAGACAUGGCUAAUUGAGCACAGUUCUUCCAUUAAAUUAUCUUUUUGUUUUGUUUGACCAAUUUAUGAAUUCAGUUUGUCUCUAGGCUUUUGUUUUUUAAUUUAGUUUGCCAUUGAUCAAAUAUUCAUUUAAAUGAACAUCAUUGAGUGCUCUUCUUCAAAAUUCAACUGGUCUGGAAAUAAUGGGUUGUUGUUUUUUGCAUGUGAAUAUGCCAACUUAGACCACACGUGCAUGCAUCCUGUAUUUACCGGGGCUCAGGAACAUUAUCUCGGUGGCAGGUGUAUGUAAUUUUUAUCAGGGGGAUCAGCAUUUAGCUGGAUCCGACUUUCAUCCCCCAGGGUUGUUAGCCUUGGGGGUAUGGAAGAUGAAAUUAUGAUAAUUAUGAAGGGGGUGAGAGGAUGACACAUACAGACAAAUGCAAAAACACCCAUGCCUGAAGAGGGUCUCAAACCCGCUGUCAUCUGGUCCAAGUUCCCUAUGGCACUAGUGCCUUAGCGAUCACGGCCAUCUGAUUAGCAAUAGUUAUUGUUUAUUUUUAAUACCACUCUUUUAUGCAAUUCUUAAGUGUAUUAAGCAAUUCAAAUUAUUUAACCUUUGUUGCAUUUAAACUAUGCACAUUAUUUCAUAACUAGUAUCUCGUUUUUUGUUGUUAAAAGAUUACAAACAAUUGGCCUAAUAUUAAAGUGAGGCCCACAUUCAUUCCUAAGGUUUUUAAUGUAGUCCUUGAGCUCUUACAAGUUGGAAACCUUUGAUCUGAAUUCCUUCUAAAACGUAUACAUAUUUUUGUUAUGGGAAUACAACAGAACUUUAAUCUUCAUCGAGUUAUUUCAUCAAGGAUGUCAAUUGGUUUAGAAAUUGGAAAGACAUGUUGCAUUUUUAGUAAUUUUACUAAUUAUGGCCUAUUGCAAUAUUAUACAAGUUUGUAGUUUACCAAAAAAAACAAUUAAGUGAGAAUAAGAGUUUCAUGUAAUUAAUAAGAGAUGGAAAUGAAAGUGAAUUUCAUUUUUAAGAUUGUGUGAGAAGUUAUUCUGUUAACAUAAUUUUUCAUAGAAAGUGUGAUUCACAUUCUGACACAUGAGUGUUAGUAGUUUAUUCACUCUGAUUGUUCUCUAAAUUAAGAAGCAAUCUUCUUUGAUGUAUUGUUGCAAGUUCAAAAUUGAUUCUAUGUACUGUGUAUAUAUGUAUGUUGAACUGUUCUUUUAUAUUUGUGUUACCUUUCUUGCCUUGAAAAACUUUCUUCUGUGGUGGUUCAGAAAGUUCCCAGAAUUUAAGUCCAUAAUUCCUUGUACAUCUUAUAGGCAAGAAUAAUGUAUCUUAUUAUUUGUAUUUUAUGAUUUAUGAAGAUAAGUUAUUAUCUAACAAACCAUGUUGAUAUUGUUAUUAUUAUUAUUGUUAUGAUUAUUAUUAUACUUGUUUAUAGGGUUAUUUUUAUUACAAUUUUAUUCAUUUAUGUAAAUUAAAUGUUUUUAUUGUCUCUUUGUAUGUGAUAUUUAAAAUAUUAGGUGAAUAUAAUUUGUAUAAUGGUAAGAGAUUAGUAUGAAAUAAUUGUUAUAUUCCAGAACUUUUUAUUUCAUCAGUUUAUGGUAUUUUGAAAUAGAUAACUGUGUAUAUCCUUUCAUUCAUUUAAAUGCUUUAAUUUCUUGACUUUUUUUCAAGUUAUGAAUGUUACUUAUAUAAUUCAUGGGGGAAAAUUUGAAACUUAGUACGAAGUUACUUUCUUCAUGAAAAAUAGAAUUAUAACUAAAGAUUGAAAAGAUAUUUUUCAGCAGAGUUAUUUUGCAAAAGCAAUAUGAUAAAACUAUUUUACAGAAAAUUCCUGAAUUAGUGUAAUCAUUGGUAGGAGAAUAAGAGUUCUUCUGCAUGACUAGUCUUGAAUUAGCAAUGAAGAAAUGUAUAGUUAAUAGACAAUUUGUUUCAAACUUCAUCUCCAUUUAAAGUAAUUAGAAUUGAACUUGGUUAAAAUAUUUGUGCAUUAUAACAUCAUCAGAUUUCCAAAGGACAAUUGUGAGUUCAGAAGAAUUUAUAUAAUUUUUAUACCCUGAAUAUAUUAAAUAGAAUUACAAGGUAAAUAAUGAAAGCUUCAAUGCUUCAAUCAUACAGAUUUCUUUUAUUCAAUCC
Gryllus bimaculatus (two-spotted cricket) is the source of this 5400-nucleotide messenger RNA. The record is from the annotation of a GenBank genome assembly. Lineage: Eukaryota; Metazoa; Arthropoda; Insecta; Orthoptera; Gryllidae.